AUGCCCGACACUGAAGCGAAGCUAGACGCAGUACUUGCGAAGAUGGACGAAUUGCUCGCCGCUAAAGAUGAACAAGAGUCGAAGUUGAACGCCAUCCUGAUGAAGCUAGAAAGUUUGGAAAAAAGUCAAAAGAAAACCGCUCAGGAUGUCGACGAAUUGAAAGAUAGCUAUAAACUUUUAGACCACGGUGUGACCGAGGUUAAAAGCGCUCUUGCAGAGAAGGCGAACCGCAAAGAGAUAGACGCCCUGAACAAAAAAAUUGAAGACUUGGAGAACAGAUCCAAGAGGAACAACGUGGUUAUAUGGGGUUUAAAGGAAGGCGCCGAAAAAGAUUGCAGCUCCGUAGAAGAAUUCUUAGAGGAAGAACUUUUCAGUAAGCACAUGGGCCUCGAUAAUAUCGAAGUCAUGCGAGCGCACCGUACGAAGAUCAACCAAGCGGCUGCGAGCGCUACCGCUCCGCAGUCAAGGCCUAUCCAUGUCUACUUACUUAGAUAUCCUGAUAAAGGACGAAUUUUAAAGGCUGCAGCGAACACCCUGAAAGAUAACCCUUUCUGCGACAGUCAGAUAUUCAUAUCCGACGACGUGUCAAAAUCAGUUCGAAGUGAAAGAGCCAAACUACGGAAAGAUCAUUUAAAGCAACUUAAAGAAAGAGAAGGAGUCCAGUUCGCGUUCAUCCCAUGGUCAGUUCCCGCGCAGAUACUGUAUAAAGAAAUCGAUUCUGAAGGUCUCAAGUCCUUUAAAAUCAGACAUAAGUAA
Molecule: messenger RNA, 756 nt
Organism: Pocillopora meandrina
Lineage: Eukaryota; Metazoa; Cnidaria; Anthozoa; Scleractinia; Pocilloporidae
Source: the annotation of a GenBank genome assembly